AUGAACCGUACGGCUCGUUUACUCGACCUCGUACUUUCCGGUUCCCCACUCCGGUCGCCAGAAGAGCGUUGUCCGUCAGAAGUGCCGCGGAUUCAAGACAUGCUGUACCUGAACAAGCAGCGCCUGAUCGCGCUGGACGAGCUGCACAAGGCGGAGGCGGAGCGCGAGUACCUGGCGGCGCGCGUGGCGCAGCUGCAGGCGGAGGCGGAGGCGGGAGAGGCGCAGCGCAAGCUGCUGGAGGAGCGCCUCAGAGCCGCGGAUCUGGGCGUCGCCGCAGCACCCAGCAGCAGCCCCACCCGUUCGGCAGCGAGCAGCAAGGCGAGCAGCAAGGCGGGCAGCAGGGCGGGGGAGCCGGCGUCCGUGUGGAGUCGCCUGCUGCUGCGCGUGGACGGGCUGCUGCUCGCCAAGGCGCUCUCCGCCGCGCAGGCGCAGGCUUUAAGAGGGCUCGCUGCCUCUAGGGAUGCCCGCGCUGCUGACGUGUACGCUGACGUGGAGCCGCUGGAGGACGCGCAGGUGGUGCGCGCGCUGCUGCGACUGAUUGAUGGCAGCAACAGGACACUGCACGUGGUGCAUGUGUGCACGGAGCUCGCGCCAGUGGCCCAGGCGGGGUCCCUAGCCACGUGGAUGGCGGGGCUGUGCCGCGCUCUCCGCAAGAAGGGGCACCUGGUGGAGGUCGUUCUGCCGCUGUACUCGAGUGUGGACACGAGUGCCAUUGAGGACUUCAGAGAGGCGCCCGGCGAGAUCAUGUCGUUCUUCGAUAACAAGUGGCACAAGAAUAAGAUCUACACUGGCACGGUGCAUGGGCUGCCAGUGACGUUCAUCCACCCGCUGCACCCAGCGGCCUUCUUCCAGAGGGACCAUCUCUACGACUACGAGGACGACUUUGAGCGCUUCACCUACUUCACGCGGGCAGCGCUGGAGUACGUGCAGCAGCAGGGCAAGCAGCCGGACGUGCUGCACCUGCACAACUGGCACACGGCGGUGGGCGCACCGCUGUUCUGGGACAUCUACCACCACCAGGGCAUGCCCGACACCCGCAUCCUCUUCACCUGCCAUGACGCCCGCUUCCAGAACGCCCAGCCGGCGGGCAAGCUGGCGCAGGUGGGGCUGGACCCGUCGCAGCUGAACCGCCCUGACCGACUGCAGGACAACCGCGACCCCGCCCUCGUCAACCUGCUCAAGGGUGGCAUCGUGUAUUCCAACAAGGUCACAACAGUCUCGCCCACGUAUGCCAGUGACAUGAAGACACGCGAGCAUGGAUGCAGCCUCGAUGGCACCGUCUCCAUCCACAGCCAGAAGUUCGCUGGCCUGCCCUCCGGUCUCGACCAAUCCGUAUGGGACCCGACCCGGGACCUCGCACUUCCCGUGCCACUCGCAGCCUCGGAUCCCAUGCCUGGCAAGGCAGUGGCUCGGGCGGAGGUUCGGAAGAGGCUCGGGCUGCCAGUGAUAGACUCGGCAUCGGGGUUGGAGAGGGCAGUGGUGGCGUAUGUGUCACCGCAGAUAGGCGAGGCGGAUGUGGAACUCAUUAAGGGAGCACUUGCAUGCUCCCUCGCCUACCAGGCCCAGUUUGUGCUGGUGGGGGCAGCACGGUCGUCCAAGGUGCAGAUGGCCCUCGAGGAACUGCAGAGGGUGCAGCAGGACCGCAAUGCACACCUGGAGAUCGUGUACGAUGAUGAUUUGGCACAUCUGGUGGUGGCGGCGGCACACGUGCUACUCUGCCCGCCCCUCCGCGACCCCUCCUCACACUUGCCGCUGGUGGGGGCACGCUACGGGGCUGUGCCUGUGGCCCGCCAACUGAUGGGAUCACCUGACAGCCUAGUGGACGUGGAUGACCCGCGCCGCGGUGCCUCAGAGGGAGCGGGUUUCUUCUACGUCUCCGACAAGCCGGCUGACGCUGUCACCUCGCUCACCCGCGCCCUCAAGCUCCUCAUCCGGUUCAUUCUCCUUCAGAAUCGGCAGGGAAAGACGCGCCUGGCCAAGUACUAUGUUCCGCUAGAGGACUCCGAGAAACACAAGCUAGAAUUCGAGGUUCACCGGCUGGUGGUCCAUCGCGAACCUAAAUUCACAAACUUUGUAGAGUUUCGCACGUACAAGGUGAUCUACCGGCGCUAUGCAGGCCUCUUCUUCUCCCUCUGCGUUGACCUCACGGACAACGAGCUGGCGUACCUCGAGAGCAUCCAUCUGUUUGUGGAGAUUCUAGAUCACUUCUUCAGCAACGUCUGCGAGCUUGACCUGGUCUUUAAUUUCCACAAGGCCCACUCCCGCGAACCGACUUCAGUUCAGUUCGGACCGCCCAUGAAGCAGCUGGGGGCCAUGCAUCCCCAAGAGAAGCCCUUUCAUGCCACGUCAUUGGCCGGGCUUCUGCAAAGCGAUCUCCCAGUCCUCUCAUGUCCCUUAACGCGUUUCAAGCGGCAGCGGCCACCGACUAUAGAUAUCCCGCGUAAGGGCUGCUUCACAUCGUCGCCGGCCGGCACGCCGGAUUCAGCGGCGGAGGAUGCGCUGGACGGCGUGGUGGAGGUGGCGGAGAGCGGCGCGUGCUUCGCGGUGGCGUGCAAGCGCGGGAGGAAGGCGGUGAUGGAGGACACGUACCAGGCGCUCAUGGGAUUUGCAGAGCGCGAGAGCGAUGCGUUCUUCGGGGUGUUCGACGGCCACGGCGGCACAGCAGCCGCCAAGUUCGCAGCGGCGGAGCUGGCGAGCCACGUGGCGCGGGCAGCCGCGCGCACAGGCGGGCAGGCGAGUGCGGCGGCGGUGGUGGAGGGGUACCUGGAGACAGACAGGCGCUUCCUUGACCAGAACGUCGCCAGUGGCACCAGCUGUCUCACCUGCUGGGCCACGCCUGGGCGGCUUCUUCUGGCGCAUGCAGGUGACUGCAAGGCGGUGCUGGUGAAGGGGGGGAGAGCUGUGGCGCUGACAGAAGACCACCGGGCGAGCAGGGAGGACGAGCAGGCCCGCAUCACCGCUCUGGGUGGCUUCGUGGACACAGCCACGGGCAUGCCCCGCGUGCAGGGCAUUUUGGCAGUGACACGGGGAAUGGGAGACGCGCACCUCAAGUCGUUUAUCACGCCACAGCCGGACGUGGCGCAGGUGCGCGUGGGGGCGGACUGCAGCGCUCUCAUCCUGGCCUCAGACGGGCUCUGGGACGUGGUGGCGCCGCAAGACGCUGCUGACGUGGUCACAGCUUGUGUCGUUGCAGCGGUGGAGGCACGGGCAGCAGCAGGGGAAGCACAGGCGGCAGCGGGGGAGGCAGGAUCAACAGCAUGUGCACUUCUCAGACCGCCUGCCUCUCCGCCGUGCAAACGGGCACGCACGCAGCGCACACAGGGCUGGUCGGCUGAGCCACGGCAGGAGAGGGAGGGGACGAGGGAGAGGGAGAGAGAGUGUAGGAAGGUUUUCAGCAGCCCGCUGGGCACACCUCCCUGCACACCACGCUCGCACGCAACUCCCACCACCCCUCCUUGCACCCCCCAUUCCCGCGCCUCCUCCACCCCACCUGGCAUGCCCCGCCCACCCAUCCUCAACACUGCCACGACCACCACCACUGCCACCGCCACCGCCACCACCACCGGCACAAAUACUUCCACCACCACCACCCCACCCACGCCCCGCCGCCUCUUCUCUCCUCACUCCAUAGCCCGCCCUCCUUUCACACCUCCAUGGCUCGAUGCCCCGUCCGAACCGGCUGUGUGUGUGGGGCCACACGCUGUAGCAGCUGAGGGGCCAACUACUGUAGCAGGACUCCCACAAGGAAGUGUAGCGGUUCUGGUAGGCAAUGAAGAAUCUGAAGGUGAUGGGAACAAGAAGGGUGCAGGGAAUUUCCCCAAUGAGAUGGGCAAGGGAGAUUGCAGUGGAGGUGGGGUUAGUGAGGAGGGAGGAAGUGAGAGAGUGACAAGAGGGUUGAAUGGGGAGGUGCUGCUGAGUGCGUGCCAGGCAUUAGUUGGCAUGGCAGCAGCACGGGGCAGUAGGGACGAUAUCACUGUCAUGCUUGUGUCGCUUGCUCCGUUUGCUGAGUCAGCGACAUCCUAG
Messenger RNA from Closterium sp. Naga37s-1, 4023 nucleotides. NCBI's taxonomy places the organism in Eukaryota, Viridiplantae, Streptophyta, Zygnematophyceae, Desmidiales, Closteriaceae. The record is from the annotation of a GenBank genome assembly.